This is a messenger RNA of Mesorhabditis spiculigera, 1236 nucleotides long. Lineage: Eukaryota; Metazoa; Nematoda; Chromadorea; Rhabditida; Rhabditidae. The record is from the annotation of a GenBank genome assembly.
AUGUUUCUGUGGUGGGCCCUGUUGGCCGUGGCGCAGACGGUGGCCGUCACAACGCCACCCGUCUACCGGAAUCUGCCGGACGGCGAGUCGGCAGCCCUGCGAAAAGCGCUCAUGGCACUGCUUGGCCUGUCCAAGCUGCCCGAUAAAGAAACAUCUGACGCGCUGCUGGCCAAGGUGCCGCCGUUUGUGACGAGGCGGGUGGAGGCAGUUUUUGAAGACUUGCAGCAGGCUGACGAAUUUCCGGACGGGAACACGGUGCGCGCGCUGCUACCACGGCUUGGCAAGGCCAACGGCAACGAGGCGCUCCUCUUUGACGUCUCCAGCGUCGGGGAAGACGAGAAGAUUCUCCGCGCCGAGCUGCACUUCCAUCUGCCCCAAGCCCAUCGUCAUGGGUCGAGGAGGAGGGCCAAGUCGGUGAGGGCCUCCGUCGCUUGCACCCACCACUUUUGCCGCUCGGCCUAUCCGCUUACGCACAUCGAGGCCACCCGAACGACGGCUGUGAUGGACGCGACGCUACCGUUCGCCCAGCUGCACGCGAUCAACGGGACCACGAUGGCUGUUCAUAUGUGGCGCAAGGACAUCAAGAUGAGGGGACCGAAGGAUCUAGUUCGCAGGAAUCCACCGUUUUUGCUCGUGUUCACCGAGGCCGAUCCGCAACUUCCCGAGCCGGAAGAGACUGCAGCCGUCGAGAUCUCGGAGAGGAGGGAGAAGCUCACCGCUGAGAAUCGAAUCCUGCGCGCGAAGAGGGAUACAGGCGAAUACUUCAAGUACAGCGAGCCACCACGAGUCAAGGCCAAGUUGACCCGUGCCGAGGAGAUGGCCGAGAAGCAGAAGAAGGACCCGUGGUACGGCUUUGGAGACACCUCAGAUGAGGAUGAGGAUGAUGAGGAGGACGAUGAUGAUGAUGAACGGAUUGUACUGCUCGACAAGGCGGUCAAUGACCAAUGUCGCCUGGUCCGUCGCCUCGUCUCCACCUCGUCGCUGGGCCUUGAGACGACCAUUCUGUCGCCGAGUCACCUCGAUUUAUCACAGUGUGGCGGAGGGUGUGAAAAGCCCGGGAAGAAAUCCUCCGCCCGUGCGCGUCUCCUGUGGAGCGUCGGGCCGUCGAUGUGGCGCGGGGCGGUGUGCUGCGCGCCUUCACGCCUCGCCCCGCUCCCAUUAAUGCUGCUCGACGCGCACGGGAACCUCGUGCUCCGUCUACUUCCGGAUACCGUGGCGGCCAAGUGCCAGUGUCUA